AGAGAUCCACACUCACAUUAAGAGUUGGCUGACCCCCAACAAUUCUAGAGAGAGAAAGUGAGUUUUAGUGAGAGAGAGUUCUGUAUGCAUUCUCCUCUCAUGUCCAUGAAACUUUGAACUACUUCUUUUGUUAGGCUCAAAUGAUGCCUAAACUUUCAUCUUCAAGUCACACUCUCUUCUCUCUUCUAUUGUUUCUAUCUUUUGUUAUUGUUGUUGUUCAAGCUUCACAGAAAUUUAAAGAAGCCCCAUUAUUCUACAAUUCCCCAAACUGCCCUUCCAUUCACCACCAUGAAAACGCUUCCUCCACCACCACCACUAUUUGCUACGACAACGCGGUACACGUGGCAAUGACCCUCGACGCGGCCUACCUCCGUGGCUCGGUCGCCGCCAUCCUCUCCGUCCUCCAACACUGCUCCUGCCCGGAAAACAUAAUUUUCCACUUUGUUACAUCCGCUUCCACCAACACCCACCACCUCAACCUCACCAUCGCCACCUCAUUCCCAUACUUGAAAUUCCAAAUCUACCCUUUCGACGACUCGGCCGUCGCCGGGCUCAUCUCCACCUCCAUCCGCUCCGCGCUCGACUGCCCACUCAACUACGCGCGGAACUACCUCGCCGAUCUCCUCCCGACGUGCGUCCGGAAAAUCGUCUACCUCGACUCCGACCUAGUCCUCGUCGACGACAUCGCCAAGCUGGCCGCCACGCCGCUCGGCGACGCUGCGGUCCUGGCGGCGCCGGAGUACUGCAAUGCCAACUUCACCUCCUACUUUACGCCGACGUUUUGGUCCAACCCAUCACUAUCUCUCACCUUCGCCGGCCGGAACGCGUGUUACUUCAACACCGGAGUGAUGGUGAUUGAUCUGGAGAGGUGGAGAGAUGGGGACUACACUAGGAAGAUUGUGGAAUGGAUGGAGCUUCAGAAAAGGAUGAGAAUUUAUGAGUUGGGUUCGUUGCCUCCAUUUUUGCUUGUGUUCGCCGGAAACAUAGCUCCGGUGGAUCACCGGUGGAACCAGCACGGCCUCGGAGGGGACAAUUACCGGGGGCUUUGCCGGGAUUUGCAUCCCGGUCCGGUGAGCCUGUUGCAUUGGAGUGGAAAGGGGAAGCCGUGGGCUCGGCUCGACGCCAACCGGCCGUGUCCGUUGGACGCCUUGUGGGCGCCUUAUGAUCUUUUACAAACACUCUAUGCUCUUGAUUCUUGAGGUGUUUGGUCUAUUAAAACACCCUCGACUUCGAGUCGAGAGACAAAAGAGGUUAAGGCCGAAUUCUCUACCAAAUAUUAGAAGUGUUGUACUGCAUCACGAGUAGAGAGACAAGAGACAAAAACAAAGGUUCGAGGCUAAAUUCUCUACCAAAUAUGUUGUAAUACAUCACGAGUAGAAAGACAAAAGACAAAAAGAGGUUCGAGACUAAAUUCUCUACCAAAUAUUAUAAGUGUUGUAAUGCAUUUGAGAGUGAAUCUCAACAUAGUACAACAUUUGUGUUGGGUUUACUAAUAGAGAUAUUUUGGUACUCUGAUCAAUGUUUUUUUUUCUCAUGGGAGGUGGGAAGGAGAGUUGAGGUUGUUUGUACAUUAUAAUAUACUCAUAAUUGACAAAUUUUACAAUGAUAUUUCUAUUUUUGUUUUUGACUAUGUAUCUGAGACGGUUAAAUAUAGUUACAGUUUGGAAAAA
Cornus florida is the source of this 1670-nucleotide messenger RNA. RefSeq names its product probable galacturonosyltransferase-like 1. The record is from RefSeq and is a predicted model, not a curated record. NCBI's taxonomy places the organism in Eukaryota, Viridiplantae, Streptophyta, Magnoliopsida, Cornales, Cornaceae. The transcript is spliced from 2 exons. Gene Ontology annotation, molecular function: glycosyltransferase activity. Gene Ontology annotation, cellular component: Golgi apparatus. Bases 141 to 1199 code for a protein of 352 amino acids.